AUGGAUCAAAUGUUUGGUCGAAAAAAGGCUUCCAAGACGAAGACGUCGACUUCAGAAUCCCGACUCUAUUUGCCUCAAGGUGCUACGAAAGCGUCACUUUUGAAGCCACUAAAGAAAAUGGCAGCUCCGAAUUUGAGUAGAAGUAAUUCAGAUACCAAGUUGGGUCAUCAGAAAGCAUCGUUAUUGACUCCGUCGACUGAUAAGGCAAAGAGUAGUGGUAGGUUUGGGUCGUGGAAAGAAAGUUUUUGCCAUUUUAUGUUUCGUAAAGGAAGUUAUUGCAAUUUUUCGAUUUGUAAAGAAAGUUCGUUCCAUUUUAUGUUUUGUAAAGGAAUUUUUUUCUAUUUUUUGUUUUGUAAGGAAAUUUCUUGCUAUUUUGUCAUAAAAAGCCAGUUUUGUAUCUUGCAGCCUGCGGGUGACAAUUUAUACGAUAAAUUCCAUUUUACGUUUUGUAAAGAAAGUUCUUGCCGACCUAAAAAACUCUUUUCAGUUGAAUCCAAGACUGAAGCCGAUAAUGGUCGUUUAUAUUCGACACAAAGCUCUCCGGCUCUGUUGGACUUGGAUUUGAAUGAGAAAUCGGUUAGAGAAACGGUAGGUAGGGUGUAGUAGGGUAGGUUAGAAAAGGGUAUGGUAAGGUAGGAAAGGGUUAGGAUGAGAUAGGGUAGGGUUGAUCAGAGUAGGGUAGGGCAGAGUGGGUUAGGAUAAAGUAGGGUGGAGUAGCGCAGGAUAUGGUAAAGAAGACUAGAGUAAUUUAGGGGGUGGAUAAUGAAAUUCAAAGUAUUUUUUGUUAUUUAGGCUUCCAAACCUAUGCCAUUUGUGCCAAUUCCAUUGCUUCGAAAGUCCGAACAUAAGCCGAACGCUUCGUCCUAUUGGCGACCACAGAAACCUAACAAUCCACCCCCGGAUUUGGAUUCGAUUCAACGGAAAAGCUCGGAAAAUGUUCAUCAAAAUUUUUGCAAAAAAAGUAACAUUUUUAUUUAUUUUUUAUUUUUUUUAAAUUUUUGUUUUUUUGAAAUUUUGAACUUUUUAAUUAUUUUUUAAUUUUUAUAGGACCAAAUUCCUCAAAAGAAGACGUGAACAUUGAAAUUGAUGACUUGGAGUUGGAAAACUGGCCAGAAAAGAAUAUUUGGACUGAUUCGAAUGGCUUUUCCAAUUUCAGUGAUAUGGAUGGCAUUCCGGGUAUGCUUUGCGGGGUUAGUUUGAUACCUAAAAGCUUUGGUUUAGUUUUAAAAUUUACGUGAGAUUAUUAGGCUUAAAUUUAGCUUUAGGACUAUGUUAAUGUUUAUUAGGCUUAGGAAUUGAAUUUUAGACCAUAUUAGGCUCAAAAUUGAGUUUUAGGGCAUUUAGGCUUAAAACUUAAAUUUUACGGAAUGUUAGGCUUAAUUACACUCCAAGCCAUAUUACACCUAAACAUCAAUUAUCAGAUCUUUUAAACUCAUAAAAUGCCAUUUUCAGAUAUCAUGGACAUUGACUACGGUGAAGAACCUCCACCGCCAGGAACUGAACCAAACAACGCCCCCACUACAUUUUGGACACGCCAAUUAGACCCAGUAAAGAGGUUUAUGAAAAGCACUUUGGAUAGUUUGCAGAAAGUCCCAAGGCUUAUCAACCGGUCGAAUGACAGCUCUUCGGAAGAAGAAAGCCAUGAGAAUACAGUAACCAGCAGUCUCAACGAGGAACUUCAGCUACGGCAUAUAUGUAGGUUAUACUGUAUUGUACUGUCCUUUACCUCUUACGCCUCACCCUCUACCCCCUACUCUCUACCCUCUAUCCUUUACUGUAGCUUUACUAAAGCCUACAGUAACCCAUUCUUAGUCUAACUCAUUUUUAAAACUUAAGUUUCAGUGACCCUCGCCUACCUGGACCACUUUACCCUACCCGGAGAGGAGUUGACAGAAGAGGAGUUGAACAAGUUUAUGGCAAUGUUGGUUCCAGAGGAAGAUUCGGAGCGAUUACUGUCGGAACAUAUCACUUUUUACGCCGAAAACUACGCAAAUGACAAUCAACUACUGGUCGAAGUCAUUUACCGUGCCUUAUGUAACUCGGAAGAUGUGGGUUUUUUAAUUUGCUAUUGAUUUUUAGGGGGGAUAGGUGAGGUACGGUAGGUUUGAGUAAUAGUAUAGUAGGUCGAGGUAGGACACGGUAAAGUAAGGCAAAGCUAAAGAGAUCGUAGUAGGUUAUGGUAGGGUAGGGUACGGAAGAAAAGGCCUAUUAGGAUAGGUUAGACUGUUAUAGGCUAGGGCAGGCUAGGUUUGAGUAUUGGUAGAGUAGGUCAAGGUAUAGUAAGGUAAAGUAAGGAAGAUCAAAAGGUGUCAUAGUACCGUAAGGCAGGGUAUGGUGCGGUAAAAUAGGAUCAAUUAGGGUAGAGCAAGAUAGAGUAGGGCAGGGUGGAGUAAGUUCGGAUUAUGUUAGGAUAGGUCAAGGGGCAAGGUAAAAUAAGGUAUAGCAAAAGGAGUUAGAGUACUGUAAGGCACGUGGUAAAAUGGCGUCAAUUAGAGUAGGUUAGGGCAGGAUACGGUAGAGUAGGAUAGUGUAGGGUAAGGUAGGGUAGGGUAAGGUAGGGUAGGGUAGGGUAAGGUAGGGUAAGGUAUAGUAGGGUAGGGUAGAGUAGAGUAGGGUGGGGUAGAUGAAAAGAAGUUAAAAGUUUUAAAAUUUUGAUUUUUAGGAAGAAGUUCGAUCUCAAUCUCUCGGUCAUUUACCCACUUUGAUGAGGUUUUUCGAACGAACUGGAUAUAAGCAUCACUUGUUGGAGCUGCUUUGUGCUUAUAUCAAUUCGAUUCGGAGGUUUGAUGGUGGAGUUGAGCCUCAAAUCGAACAAAAAGAACAGAAUUUGUGGGUAAGAUAGUUGGAAAAUAUCAAGAACUUUCUUUACAGUACAAAAAACGGCAAGAACUUUCUUUACAAAACAUAAAAUAACAUUUGUCGUAUAACUUGUCAUCCGCAGGCUGCAACAUACAAAAGUUGGCUUUUUUUGAAGAAAUGGUAAUAACUUUCUUUACAGAAUUAAAAAUGGCAACGAGUUUCUUUACUAAACAUAAAAUGGCAAGAAAUUUCUUUACAAAACCCGAUUUCAGGAAGAACUCAACGUGCCAGGCACCUACAGCUCCAACGUUCUGUACUUGCCACUACGGAAACACUCCAAGUCCUCGAAACCGACGAUCAAUCAGAUCAUGGAAGUUUGCUAUUUGGUACUGAGUGCCAAUUUCAUUGACGAUGAACGACGCAACAAAAUUGCAACAACUUUUACCAACUUUCUGGAUGUCAUUGACAAGUGCACGUGGAAGCUGAGAGACGAGGUCUUUGAGUGGGUUUUUGAAGCUUUUGAGAUUUUAAAGCCAUGUAACUGUUUUAAAAAUGAAAAUUUUGAUUUGAAAUUUUGGAGGAAUAUUGAAUAGUCUACUGAUUUUUUAAAUUUGAAGUUUUAAAAAAGUUACAAUGUGUCAACCGUACCAUAUAUUUUGUGAAAUUUUUUGGGAUUAUGUCAGAUUUUAAUUACUUGUAACUUUUUUCAAAAUGAAAAUAGCAAUACUAAAAUUUGUGAAGUGGUAGAAAAAUCUUUCAUAUAUCAAUGUUAUUUCACAGAUUUUUUUAAUUUUAAGUUCUAAAAAAGUUACAGUAUGCCAACCAUACCACAUAUUUUGUGAAAUUUUUGGGGAUUUUGUCUAAUUUUAAAUACUCGUAACUUUUUUUGAAAAUGAAUAUUUUGAUUUGAACUUUUGAAGGCUCGUAGAAUAGUCGUUUGUGUUCCUACUUUAAUUAGCAUCUUUUUUAAAUUAGAAGUUUAAAAAAAGUUACAGUAUUUUAACCAGGUUCUAUAUUUUGUGACAUUUUUGGAGAUUUUGUCAGAUUUUAAAUACUUGGUAUCUUUUUUCGAAAUAAAAAUUUUGAUUUGAAGUUUUGAAGGAUUAUAGAAUAGUCUUUUGUGUACUCAUUUUACUUUGCAGCGUUUUUAAUUUAGAAGUUUCAAAAAAGUUACAACAGGUCAAUCAUAUCCUGUUUUUUCGAAACAAAAAAAUUUUUUUUAGUUUUUUAAUACUCGUUACUUUUUUUCAAAAUGAAAUUAGUAAAAAUAAAUUUUAAUCUUGGCAUUUUUUUUAGAUUUUUGGCCGAUUGUCUGAAGUUUUAUCAUCCGGACGAGUAUAUUCAAGGACAUCCGAUAUUUGAAGUCUUCUCACAUGCUGCCUUGAGUAAGUUUUCUUUUUCCUUUUGUCUCUACAUUUGCCCCUACUCCUACUCUACCUGUUACACCAACCGCUCUAUUCCCUCUCUACUACUUCGAAUUUAACUUCUACUCUAACUUUAUCUCUACUCGUACUAUUGGCUCUACUUCUACCCUUACCUAUUCAGGAAGAACUCAACGUGCUUCUAACAACAUUUUAUCUUUGUUUCAGAAAACCGUGCCGACAACCGCGAAUUGGCCAUAAAAGGCUUGGCAAGGAUUUUUGAAUUGAUUUUUAAUAAUUAUUCGGAUGAAAUUGCAAAAAGUCAUAGUUGUGUCACCUUGGUCAUAUUGAGGACAUUGGUAUACACAACAUUGCUCGAAAAUGAACGGAAUUAUCGGCAUAGACAGAGGUAAGGGAUUUUUUAAUGUUUGUUUUAGCCUAUUGUCUUUUUCUAGGUGUAGCUCUACUUUAGCUUUAGCAACGUCCUAGGCUUAGCUUUAGCUUAGGCUGUUCUUAUCUUUGUCUUAGCGCUACCGUUGUUUUAGACCUACCUUUGUCUUAGUUCUACUGUAGUUUAAACCCUGGGAUUGCUCUAGCCUUACUAGGACACGGCGUAGAGCACGGUAGGGCUUAAGGUACGGUAGAGCUUAGGAUACGUGACGGUCUACAUUUGGGCCGUAAGGUCUAUGGUCCAGUAGAACUUAAGGUAUGGCAAUGCCUACGGUAUAUUAGGCUGGAUACAGUAAUUUCAAGGGUAUAGUAGGGCUUAGGCGGCUACGGUAACGUCACUGUUAUAGCCUUUUUUCCACCAUAUUACUCUAUUUCCUAACGUAGCUGUACCUUUACUCUACGAUACUUUACAUACUCUACUCUUCAACACGUUCAUACUUCAGCCCUUCUCUACUUUAAUUUAAACUUUAGAUACUAUCGAUUUGUGGUUGAAGUUUUUGAGCUGAUCGGAGAAACAACACCAGUAGCACUACUUUUACAAGUUUUUGGAAUGGAUGUGGAAGCCAUUUUUGAGGGACAGUAA
Molecule: messenger RNA, 5193 nt
Organism: Bursaphelenchus okinawaensis
Lineage: Eukaryota; Metazoa; Nematoda; Chromadorea; Rhabditida; Aphelenchoididae
Source: the annotation of a GenBank genome assembly